This is a messenger RNA of Notechis scutatus (mainland tiger snake), 1156 nucleotides long. Lineage: Eukaryota; Metazoa; Chordata; Lepidosauria; Squamata; Elapidae. The record is from RefSeq and is a predicted model, not a curated record.
ACCGGCUGGAUGAAGACUUUGGCGUCCCUCCCUGAGAACAUCCGGCUUCUUUGAUCCUGGACCUCGCCCAGCUCCGCUUCCCGCCAUGUUCCACCUAAUCAAGAAGGACCGAGACGGGUCCAGGAAGGAGAAGAAGAAGGAGAAGGAGAAGAAGGAACGCAUGUCGGCUGCCGAGCUGAAGAGCCUGGAGGAGAUGAGCUUGCGCCGCGGCUUCUUCCACCUCAACCGGGCUUCCAAGAAGGACGCCAAGAACCGCCUGGAGAUCUCCAACCCGAUCCCCAUCAAAGUGGCCAGCGGCUCAGACCUCCACCUCACCGACAUCGACUCCGACAGCAACCGGGGCAGCGUGAUCUUGGACUCCGGGCACCUCAGCACGGCCAGCUCCAGCGACGACCUCAAAGUGGACGAUGGCAACUUCAAGGGUUCGGUGCUCCAGCGGGCCGCCAAGUUCGGCUCGUUGGCCAAGCAGAACUCCCAGAUGAUCGUGAAGAGGUUCUCCUUCUCCCAGAAGAGCCGCGACGAGAGCGCCUCAGAGACCUCCACGCCUUCCGAGCAUUCGGCAGCGCCUUCCCCGCAGGUGGAGACACGGACCCUGGAGAUGCAGCUGGCAAAACACGGCGCCGGGACGCCUCCCUACCCCUCGCUGGCCUCCGCCUCGCGCCCCCGGCUGCCCGAAUUGGUGAGCAAGCGGUUCCCGGCGGAGUUGAAGCUCCCCGCGGUGGUGCCUCCACAACCCCCCGUGCCCCGCCAGCUGGAGCUGCAACGGCGCAACACGGGAGAUUUCGGCUUCUCCUUGCGCCGUACCACCAUGCUGGACAGGGCGGCCGACGGGCACGUGUAUCGGCGAGUGGUGCAUUUUGCCGAGCCGGGGGCCGGAACCAAAGAUCUGGCCUUGGGCUUGGUGCCGGGCGACCGUCUGGUGGAGAUCAACGGGCACAAUGUGGAAAAUAUAUCCCGGGACGAGAUCGUGGAGAUGAUCCGGCAGUCGGGAGAGACGGUGCGGCUGAAGGUGCAGCCGAUUUUGGAACUGAGCGAGCUGAGCCGCUGCUGGCUGAAGAAUGGCGAGCGAGCCCAAGGAGCGGCCUUUGAUGUGAGUAGCUGGUACGCGUUGGGCAGGCUGGGGGCUGAUGGGGGUCUCCUUCCCCCUUGCGGCUGA